This is a messenger RNA of Heterostelium album PN500, 5598 nucleotides long. It is a transcript of the gene thoc2, whose product is annotated as putative THO2 protein. NCBI's taxonomy places the organism in Eukaryota, Evosea, Eumycetozoa, Acytosteliales, Acytosteliaceae. The transcript is spliced from 8 exons. Gene Ontology annotation, biological process: mRNA processing; mRNA export from nucleus. The record is from RefSeq and is a predicted model, not a curated record. Gene Ontology annotation, molecular function: mRNA binding. The coding region runs from base 1 to 5598 and encodes 1865 amino acids. Gene Ontology annotation, cellular component: THO complex part of transcription export complex.
AUGUCUUCAAUAACAACAGCAGCUAACACAACAACAACAACAUCAUCAUCAUCAUCAUCAUCAUCAACAACAACAUCGAAUAUUGAACAAAUAUUGAAUAACAAUCAUAAUAAUUCAUGGGAAAAUCAAGUUAAACCAAAGUUAAUUGAACAUAUAAAAGAUUAUUGUAAGGAUGAAAGAAACAUUGAGAAUUAUAGUAGUUUGAAAAAGUUGAUAUACGAUCAGUCACUUGCAAUCAUAAGAGGUUACCUAUCAAUCAACCAGCUGAUAUCUAUAUUAAUAUCGGAUCACUAUACAAUCAAUGGAUUAUCAUCAAUGUUAUGUGAUAUAAUAUGGUUUUUGGAUUUAGAAGGUAUAAAGAAUGAAACAAGACAGAUAUUGAUGUCAAUGAUCAAAGAAUUUCAAUCAAAGUCAUUGGUUACCAACGAUAUGCUAAUGGAAAGAUUAGAAACCGAUGCAUUGACUGAGCUUGGUAUAGUACAAUCUGCGAAUGUUCUAAUGAAAAGAUUAGGUAGAUUAAACGUAAAGGAUACAUUCACAUUGGUAAAGUUUAAUUUAUUUAAAGAGGAAACAGAAGGAUUUGCCAAGGUGAUUGCAGAGUUGAACAAAGGUUAUCUUAUGACGAAUCCACAGACAAUCGAUAAUAUGAUAAGGAAUAUCAAGGCGUUGAUUGGUUACUUUAAUUUGGAUCCGAAUCGUGUGUUGGACAUUGUGUUGGAUUCGUACGAACGUCAUCUCGAUAGCAGUGAAUGUUUCCUACCGUUGAUCAAACAGUUCAAAUCUACGACCAUUCCACAGCUUUUAGGAUUCAAAUAUCAAUUCUAUCAGAGUCCAGAGUUGAACCCAACCCUGGAAACACCAAAGUCACUCCAACAACUAACGGCAUCACUCUUAAAAGAUAAACUAAUUGUAUUAGAGCAAAUAUAUCCACAUUUGAGUCCAACUGAUGAAGAUUUGAAGAUUGCAUAUCAAACAAAGAAAGAAGAACAAUUGGCAAACUCUAAAAAGAUUGGUAUGAUUUCGCUGACUGGUGGCGACGAUAAGGAAAAAGAGAAGGAGAAAGAAGCGGCUGCUGCUGCUGCCGCCGCUGCCAAAGUGCAACCGGACAAUCAAAAGUUUGGUCUUUUGGUAGCACUUCUCGAAUGUAAUGAACUCGAAUUCUCUUUCCAAAUACUUUGUAAUCUAUCUACCAUUGAUCCAGCCUCGAAUCCAGCCAUCUCCAAUGCAUUGAUUCAAUGUUUAACAACUAUUGUAAAUCCAAUCUAUAAAUCAAUAUCAUUUUCAGUAUUAAAAGCAACACUUACUCCAGGUGUAUUCGAUUUCAAUGCAUUCGCAGAGAAAUCAGAACUAAUAUACAGUCUAUUGAAUCAUCUAAAGAAUUAUUUAUCGAAUGACUCUGCUUUGCUUAUAAAGAUAUGUAGAAUACUAAAAGAAUUAGUUAAAUCUCCAAACUAUAAUCAAUUAUAUAGAGCAGAUGUUGAAUAUGCAAUUGUAAAUGUAAUUCUACCAUCUUUAUCUUAUAUGUCUACUUCUAAUCCAGCGGUAUCGUUUGAGGUGUGGAGUAUACUCGGUGGAAUGAACUAUCACGUCAGAUACAAUCUCUAUGCAGAGUGGAGAGCUAUCUACUCAAAGUAUCUACCGCUUGCCAUUGCCAAAGCAGAGGUGACUGCCGAGAUUCGUAAGAUUCUUCGUAGAAUCUCAAAGGAGAAUGUCAAACAACUGGGCAGAACCAUUGGAAAGCUAAGUCAUCUUCAUCCGAUGAUUGUUCUGGAGGCUGUUGUCUCGUCCGUGGAGAACUACGACAGUUUGGUGCAUCCGCUUGUCGACUCCCUGCGUUAUUGCACCUCACUCUCAUUCGAUGUUCUCAGUUAUAUUCUUUUGGAGCGAUUCACCAUCCAACGUGCCAAACUAAAGGCAGACGGCACCAACAUUGCCAGUUGGUACCAGUCGCUCUCACAGUUUGUUGGAUUCCUCUACCGAAAGUAUCCACAGACCGAACUGGAAGGACUGCUUCAAUACAUUGUCAAUCAGCUGAAGGAUAACAACUCCCUCGAUUUGAUUGUGUUGAAGGAGCUGCUCUCAAAGAUGGGUGGUAUUGAAAUCAUUGAGGAUCCACCCGACAACCAGGUAGAGGCACAGGGUGGUGGAGAAACACUCAAACAGGAAUCAAACACCAUGAAUAACUCGAGGAAUAUAAAGCGUGCCGUUACCAAGUUGAAAGACACGCUGAUCGAGUGUAAGCUUGCAUUCCCGCUGUUCAUUCUCCUCGCCAAACAGCGUAUCAAUAUUGUAUAUAGCAACGAGCAGACUGGAAACAUUAGAGGAAUCGCCGAUCUGUAUGACAAGUGUCAAGAGACGCUGUUGCAGUACACCGAGUUUCUCUCGACCAGUGUUCUUCCCAAGGAUUAUGCUGCAUUUUUCGGUAACUUUUCAGAGCUACUCACUGUCUAUGGCUUGGAGCCAGAGACUGCCUACCACAUCUAUCGUCCGCUGCUUAGCUACCUCAAAGCGAUCCACUACUACGUGCUGGUAGAACCAGAGAAAGACAGCAAGGAGAAAGCCAAGUGGGAGCGUGGUGCCGGCCAACCACUCCAAGACUUCCUCGCGCAAUGCUCCUCGAUGUUCCCACAGCAGGUGUGGAGCGAUGUCAGUCCGGAGCUCUAUUGCACUUUCUGGUCGCUCUCCCUCUACGAUAUCCAUGUGCCAGAGUUGACGUAUCACGCCGAAAUCCAGAAGCUUCAACAACAGAAUCUCGAGUUGGACAAGGAGUCCGACAAGCAGACUGCCAGCAAGAAGAAGAAGGAGAAGGAAAGACUCAUCAAGCGACUCAAAGAUGAGUUGGAACUACAGCAAAUCAACCAUAAACAUGUGAUUGAUCGUAUCAAUAGCGAGAAGGACAAGUACUUUGCUAAAGGAACCGGUACCGCUGAACACUUCAAGGAUACAACUAUCAAGUUUAUUCAAUAUUGUGUAUUACCACGUUCAACGAUGACACAGAGCGAUGCUCUUUAUGCUGCGCGUUUCAUUCAGCUGCUUCACCAGUUGAAUACUCCUGGUUUCUCGACACUCGCCUACUUUGACAGUCUCUCCAAUAUCAUCGAUUGUAUCAUUUCAUCGUGUACUGAGAAUGAAGCGGUUCGUUUCGGAAGGUUCCUUGCUGAGACACUCUCGAUGUUGACUCGUUGGAGAAGUUCAAGCGAUGCUUUCGAAAAAGAGAAAUCCAGCCAAGGUUUCUUUGUUCUCCAAGAGAAGCUGACCUACAGUCAAUUCGUAACAGCUGUCAGCCAGUGGCAUAAUUCAAUUGCCAUGUCAUUCUGUGCGUGUUUGAAAUCACCGGAAUACAUGGUCGUUAGAAACUCAUUGCUGGCACUGACCAAAGUCAUCAAGGUAUUCCCACUGCACCGUCAAAACUAUGUAGAUAUCGAAGCACUUGUCUCCAAAGUAAGAGUGGAGCGUGAAGAACUUAAAACACUGGCAACUCGUUAUCAUUCAAUUCUCGAAAAAGUAAAGGAUCAAAUGAUUUCUGAAGAACCUGCAAAGAAGAAGUCUACAAACAAUGAAAACAACAGUAGUACUAGUGGUAGUGGUAGUCAGGUAUCUAACAAUACUACUCCAUCAUCUUCCACUCCAAAGUCGAAUGGUUCAACACCAAAUACUACAAGCAAUAACAACAGCAGUAGCAGUAGUAACUCUGAUAGAAUGGCAAUCGAUGAACCAGCAUCUGAAAAGAAAUCGGUAAAGAAGGAAGAUCAUUCCGAUAAAUCUUCAUUAUCUAAAUCAUCGUCGAUCGAUAAAGAAAUGAAAGAUGUACCGAUGAAGGAUGUGCCCGCUGCCAAGGAGAAGACUACCAAUCAUCCACCUCCUCCUUUAAAGAGAGAUCGAUCACAGAGCAGAGACAGAGGUGAAUCAUCCAAAAAGUCAGACACUCGUAGUGACAAAUCAGAUAGAGACAAAGACAGUAAGGAAAAAGACAAGGAAAAGGAGAAGGAGCGUGAAAAAGAAAAAGAAAGAGAACAAAGAGAUAAAGAUCAACGUGAGAAAUUGGAAAAAGAAAAGGAACGUGAGAGAGAAAGAGAAAGAGAGCAAAGAGAACAAAGAGAGCAACGAGAGAAAGAGAGAUUGGAAAAGGAUCGUGAAAGAGAGAAAGAACGUGAGAGAGAGCGUGAAAGAGAAAAGGAACGCGAGCAAAGAGAAAGAGAACGUGAACGUGAGCGAGAAAAAGAGAAGGAACGUGAACGUGAAAAAGAGAGAGAGAGAGAAAGAGAACGUGAAAGGGAAAGGGAGAGGGAGAGAGAAAGAGAAAGAGAUCGCGAGAAGGAAAAGGAACGUGAACAAAGAGAAAGAGAACGUGAACGUGAAAGAGAAAAAGAGAAGGAACGUGAGCGUGAAAAAGAGAAGGAGCGUGAGCGUGAAAAAGAGAGAGAGAGAGAAAGAGAACGCGAAAGAGAAAGAGAGAGAGAUUUAAGGGAUCGCGAGAGAGUAGAUCAUCCUGAGAAAUCCGAAAAAGACAGAAUCAUUGAGCGACAGAAUCGUGAGAGAGAAAUCCUCAAGGAAAGAAUGGAUAGAGAUCGUGAUCGUGUCGACAAGGACAAAGACAGAGAAUCGGAUCGUGACGGUGACCGUCACAGAGAUAACAGAGAUCGCGACAUCAGAGAACGAGAACGUGAGCGUGAAAUGCGUGAACGUGAAAUGAGAGAACGUGAACUUAGAGAGCGUGAAAGAGAGCUACGAGAGAUGAGAGAUCGCGAACUUAGAGACCGUGACAGGGACGCCAGAGAUCGUGAAAGAGAAAUGAGAGAGCGUGAAUUGCGAGAAAGUAGAGAGCUAAGAGAUCGCGACCGUUCUGACCGUGAUCAUAUCAGAGACAGCCGAGAGAAGGACGAUAGAGAUAACAAUUCACGUGGUAACAGUCGAGAGAGAAGAGAGAACCUGUCGAGAUCUCCUAUAACUCAGUAUGGUGGAAUCGAUGAGGAAAGAAUGAGAAAGAGAAAGGAAGAAGCAAACAUGCCAUCAUCUCGUGAUGACAUGUCAAGAGGAGGAAGUAGAGAUGAAUAUAGAGAUCACAGAGGAGGUGGAGGAGGCAGUCAACCUUCAACACCAUCGUCGUCAGCACCCAGAGAUACUCGUAGUAAUAAUAACAGUGUUGCCGAUACCAAAGAAGCAAUGGCACUCAGAGAGAAUUUAAUCAAACAAAAAAAAGAAAAAGAAAAAGAGAAAGAAAAAGAGAUUAAUAAUAAUAAUAUCAAUAGUGCCAACAAUAAUAAUAGUUCCAAUAAUAACAAUCCACCAGUUAAUAUUAGAGAUGAAGGUCACGUUAAAGAAGACGAAAAGGAUUCUGAUCAAAGUAAAAAGAGAGAAAGAGAAAACAAAGAGAAAGACAAGGAAGAUGAAGGUAAAGAUGAAUCAAAGAGACAAAAGAAAGAAAGAACUGUGCUCAACAGAACCAGAAGUACCAAUCAAUCACCACCCUUGACUUUCAAUGCGCCUCCAUCUAAAUCGUCACCUCCAUUCCAACCUCAACCAUCACCAAGAGAUCCAAGAGAACUUCGUGACAGAGAUGCAAAAGAUAGAGAUAGAGACAGAGAUAGAAGAAGAUAA